Messenger RNA from Sphaerodactylus townsendi, 3267 nucleotides. Its product is annotated as protein phosphatase 1 regulatory subunit 3E-like. Gene Ontology annotation, molecular function: glycogen binding; protein phosphatase 1 binding. NCBI's taxonomy places the organism in Eukaryota, Metazoa, Chordata, Lepidosauria, Squamata, Sphaerodactylidae. The transcript has a single exon. Gene Ontology annotation, cellular component: protein phosphatase type 1 complex. The coding region runs from base 316 to 1353 and encodes 345 amino acids. The record is from RefSeq and is a predicted model, not a curated record. Gene Ontology annotation, biological process: regulation of glycogen biosynthetic process.
ACGACGUCAGCAGCGGCACGUCCAGACGGUCUCCCCCAGAAAGCGCGCCGGACUCCGCAGCCGCGCCAGCGCCCGAGCAGUGCCGCCACGGCAGCAGCAGCAGCAGCAGCAGCGGGGGGAGCUCUCAGGCCAGCGCGGACCGCGGGAGGGGGGCUGCGCUUGAGUCACGACGACCCGCCGGUUCUGCAGUCAAGAGACCUCCCGACGACUCCGGGCUCCCCCGGCCGGAAAGGGCUGUAGCUGCUUGGCCAGCGCCGCCGGCCGUGCCUCAAGGGACGGAGCGAGCCAUGCACUGACCGGACGGAGAAGAAGAGCAUGGAGAAGGCCGGCUCCCUGCACGCCUCGGUGCCGGCGCCGCCGCCGCGCCUCUACCUGCCGCGCCACUUCAGCUGCAGCGCGUGCCUCUAUGGCGGCCUGGCCGAGCGCUGCAAGGGCGGCUGCAGCCCGGAGCCCGAGGCGGUGGAACUGGCGCCCUCGCCGCCCGCCUCGCCGCCCCCCGUGACCCGCCAGGCGCCCUCGCCGCCUCCCGCGCCGCGAUCGCCCUCGCCGCCGCCCGCCUCGCCCUCGUCGCCCUCCGCCUCGCGCGGCAGGGAGCCCACGGUGUCCGCCGUGCCGCCCAGCCCCACGCUGCGCCGCCGGGCCAAGUCCCUGCCCACGCCCGGCGAGAGGGGUCUCCGGCCGGCCCUGCAGCAGAGCCCGUCGCGCCGCAAGACGGUGCGCUUCGCCGACUCGCUGGGCCUGGAGCUGAUCGCCGUGCGCCACUUCUGCCAGGCCGACGUGCCGCACGUGCCGCCCCCGCCGGCGCCCCUGCCCGCCUCGCCGCUGCCCCGCGCCGCGGACCUGCUCAAGACGCGCAAGCCGCCGGCGCUGGGGGAGCUGGAGCCGGUGCUCUUCGGGCCGCCCGCGGGGCCCGCGCUGGAGCCGCUCUUCCCGCCGCAGCCCGGCAGCAGCGCCGGCUUCCUGGAGCGCGUGCGGCAGAGCAAGGUCCGGCUGGAGGCCGUGCGGGCCGAGGCGGCGGCGCUGCGCGGCUCGGUGCGCGUCCUGAACCUGGCCUACGAGAAGGCCGUCUCGGUGCGCUACACGCUCAACCGCUGGGCCAGCAGCCACGAGGUGCCCGCCGCCUACCUGCCGCCGGGCCACGCCGGGGACGGCCUCACCGACCGCUUCGUCUUCCGCCUGCCCGUGGGCGCCGGCGCCACCUGCCUGGAGUUCGCGCUGCGCUACCGCGUGGCCGGCGCCGAGUACUGGGACAACAACGACGGCCACAACUACAAGCUGCGCGCCCGGCACAGGCCGCCCGACGCCUCCUGCCCCCAGGCCGACGGCGGGGGCGCCUGGAUCCAUUUCAUCUGAGCACCACCGGGCCGGCUUCCCCUGCCCUGAAGGCCGCCGCCGCCGCCGCCAGCCUCUGCAGCUGCGCCUCUCCGGGGUGCGGCAGGCGCCCUCCUUGCUGCGUGGGGCCAGAGAGGACCAAGAGCGCCUCCACCGCUGCGGGGAGUGAUGGUCUCAUGAUGUGCUUAUAGUAAGGAGUCUGCACCUCCUCCAGUGCUGUGGCCUCAUGCACUUUAUAGUAAGGAAUCCUGCUCCUGCCAGAGGAAGUGAAAAACACUGUGUAAAGCAAAGCCCACCUCCAACCGUAUGGCCCCUUAUUUGCUUGGUUUGUGUGUUUCUUUUGUUUUGUUUUUUGCUUUGCUGCCCGCUGCCCACUGUCUCUGAGGCACAAGUGUGCCAAAACGUUCCACAUCCACCUUUGACUUUGAAUUGUCUUUUUCUUCUUGCCAGCUAGGUCUGCACUUCUCAAUUUACUGAACAGGAAGGAAGUUCCGUUGAAGUCUGCUGUAGUUCUCGCCAAGGCGAUGAGCCACAUGUGGUCCUCCACCUCAGGCGGAAAGUGAGGAAUCACAUGUCUCAGUGCUCCUCCACAGAAACAGUUCCCUGCAGGUAGACAACUGGAACAUUAGGGGACAGCCUGUUUUGGCUGUGACGUGUUAAUUUUCCAUUGGCAGGGAGAUUUUCUGUGGAGGAGAGUUCAGUAGCAUGAUUCAGCAUCUACAGUCGUAUAGCCCAGACAGACGUUUGCCACCCCAGUGAAAACUGGCACUCGAUAAAGCAUGGGCCGCAUACAUGUUUUGAGUUGUGAGCCUGCUGCGGCCGUACACUCACCAUGCUGUGUUUAGGCAGUGUGUUCCCCUGAGAUCAGUUUUUUUUUUAAUGUGUUUACAGCAGUCGCCUACUGCAAAGAGCCACAAUUGGCUGGAGACUGGUGACAUCACUAGUCCAUUCCCCCAAAGCAGUUUCUUGGCAUUUUAAAAACUGGUUUUUUUUUAAGGUGUCUAGAAAUACGUUUAAUUGGAUGGAUGUACUCGCAAAUAUUGAACAUUGAAAACAAGGAAGUGGCAAGGCAAGCUACUGACCGGUGUCAAAUUCGUGGCCCUCCAGAUGUUAUGGACUACAGUUCCCAUGCUGGCAGGGGAUGAUGGGAACUGUAGUCAAUAACAUCUGGAGGGCCACGAGUUUGACACCUAUUAUGGUUGCCAAAGCUGCAGCAAAAGCAGGGGGAUGCCAUCCUUAAGCUACACAAGGAAAAAUAAUGCAGGGAAUCUUGAUUUGCUUCUGUGCAAAUAUAUCCUUCCUGUUUAAAUGUAUGUUGAGUUGCACUGAAGGGAUUGUUUCAGUUUGUGAUUAUAUGUGAACAGUCUGCAUUGGAAAUUGGAAUCCGCACUCUCCAAGGAUGUAAAUGGUUUAGGCAGCCGAGUGUGACAGAUGUCACCACUGUACUUUCCCCUGAGGGCUUCCUGUGUGCUUGAUAAAGUGACAACGCGCUUUCCUUCAAAAUACAGAAAGAUCCAAUUUUCUCAAAUUGUGCCACUUUUCCCUCCUCAACCCUGCCUGGUUGGACCAUGAGGCCUCUUCUGCUGAUCUCAGGUAUUGUUUCUUCUGCAGUUCUUCGGUCACUGUCACUAAGUUGUGAGAUGCUUGUUUUUUAUACAUCACCAGAUGAUAUUUUCGAAUUGUGUAUUUCCAAGUGAAAUGCAGACAGUCUGUGUUUUAUAUCUUGAGCAGUACGGAAAAGGGAGGGAAGUGACUUCAGAGAAGUGACUCAGAGGCAGAAUGUCCGGAAAGGGGUGUGUUGAAACAACCUGCAAGGUCCUCAGUUGCUUAAACUUUUAACCCCACUCCUUUCAUUUGUUACUAGAAGAAGAGUUUGGAUUUAUAUCCCCCCUUUCUCUCCUAUAGGACACUCAAAGGGGCUUACAAUCUUCUUGC